Cucumis melo (muskmelon) is the source of this 4967-nucleotide messenger RNA. RefSeq names its product F-box protein At3g54460. Gene Ontology annotation, molecular function: ATP-dependent chromatin remodeler activity; zinc ion binding; protein binding. The coding region runs from base 213 to 4319 and encodes 1368 amino acids. Lineage: Eukaryota; Viridiplantae; Streptophyta; Magnoliopsida; Cucurbitales; Cucurbitaceae. The transcript has 8 exons. The record is from RefSeq and is a predicted model, not a curated record.
AAUGGCCAACAGAAGCUUAGAAAACUGCCCUUUCUUUCCCUUUUUAUUUUUUUUUCCUUUCUGACCAAUUUUCCCUCUCUAUUCCCAUGGCGGUCUUCGCUUCGAACAAUGUACGCCCCUAGUCUACUCUUUACAGCAAUCAACAAGCAUCAAAAUUUCUGAAUUCUCAUUCAUCCAAUCUCCUCGAUCACUUCUCAAUCCCAGAUUCUCCAAUGGACAUCUCCGGCGACUUCUCUGACUUCAAGCUCUGUGGCUUCUUGUCUGUGGUUCUUGCCGUUUCUUCGCCGCAAUCUGAAUUUCUGAAUCUUCUACGUCCAGGUACGCGUUGUUAUGUCUCCGCAGAGAGUUCUGAUGUUUGUUUUACUUCCCAAAACGGCGUCGUCCUUUCCCCCAUUGAAGAAAACCCCAAAUCGCUCUCCAAGCCCGGCGCUUUACCUCAAGAUUCCGAGCAAUGUAGGGGGGCGGUGAAUGGAGAGGGAAUUGGUGCGGCGGAGAUUGGUAUUUUAACUCCAAAGCGCGGGGUUUCUGCGGGCGGAAGUAGGAGCUCGAGGAAGAAGAGGACGAAUAGGAUGGGGCUGGUUCAUGGCAACAUGAGCGUUGUGUACCAAAUUCACGCUCUGGUAGUGCACAAGUGCAUGAAGAUUGACGCGCAGGUGACUUUUCUCGACAUUCAGGAGGCCAGAGCUGUGUUGCUUGUUGAUGUUUAUCUUCCCGUUGAAUUGUGGUCCGGUUGGCAGUUUCCUAAAUCCAAAACGGUUGCUGCUGCGCUCUUUAAGCAUUUGAGUUGUGAAUGGCAAGAGAGAAGCUCUAUACUGGUUGGAAAAGACCAUUCUCAAGAUGUGCAUAUGGUUGGGAAGAGUGUGUCAAAUGUCGCAGAAUGUCAUGUCCACAAUUGCAAAUUGCACAAUAGUUCUGGAGGUUCUCCCAAUAGAAGGCUCUUUGAACUUCAUGAAAUAUUUAGAAGCUUGCCAAGUAUUCUUAAGUCAAGCAAACCUGAAUAUACGAGAAUGCAACCAGAGGAUGAUUAUGCCCAAUCAGGCAUAUGGGACAUAUCAGAUGACAUUCUAUUUAAUAUACUGAAAGCCCUUCGCCCUUUGGAUCUUGUUAGGGUUGCUUCAACUUGCCGCCAUCUGAGAUCCUUAGCUGCAUUAAUCAUGCCAUGCAUGAAACUCAAAUUGUAUCCUCAUCAACAGGCAGCUGUUGAAUGGAUGUUACAUCGUGAGCGACAUGCGGAAGUUUUCUACCAUCCUUUAUUUGCACCUUCUUCAACAGAAGAUGGCUUUUCUUUCCACGUAAAUACCGUUACUGGUGAAAUAGUCACUGGGGGGGCCCCAGCUAUCACUGAUUUUCGUGGGGGGCUUUUUUGUGAUGAACCUGGCUUAGGAAAGACAAUAACUGCACUAUCCCUUAUCUUAAAGACUCAGGGAACAUUAGCAGAGCCACCACCUGGAGUACAAAUUGUUUGGUGCACACAUAAUGGCAAUCGUAAAUGUGGGUACUACGAGGUUAGCAGUACUAGUAAUACUAUCACCAACCAUUUCUUGUUGAAGGAAGCUGUGGAAUGGAAUUCUCUCAAAGGAUUGGAGGACUUAACAUAUCGUACACCUAAAAGGGCAAGGAUGACAACUUUGGAUGACAGGCAUACUACUAAUAGUCCAUGUGCUGGCAAUGAGCUGAGGUCUCCAUCAUCUGCAGACUAUGCAAAAGCAGUUCAUAUGGUUCGAUGCACUAGGAGCUUGAGUAGUGUCAAGAGAAAUCUUCUUCUUGCGUAUGAAGGAGCAUCUAGCCUUUCCAAAGAACUGAAUGAUGGUAAAAAGUCAACUAGAACACGGACAAGGAAGUUUCCUGUUGGGGAAAAGAAAGUUGGUGCAUCUCCGUCUAAUGGAUCCACAAACAACUAUGAGGCACUCGGGACAACCAAUGCAGAUAAAUUUGAAUAUAAGGACACAUGGGUUCAAUGCGAUGCUUGUCACAAAUGGCGGAAGCUUGCAGAAACUUCUAUAGCUGAUUCUGGUGCAGCUUGGUUUUGUAGUAUGCACACUAAUCCUUUUUACCAAAGUUGCAGUGUUCCAGAAGAAUCUUAUGACAAGUUUCGUCCAAUUACUAAUCUUCUAGGAUUCUACAGCAAAGAAACUUCUGGAGGAGAGGAGAAAAAUAUUUCGUUCUUCACCAGCGUGCUCAAGGAAAACCGUGCACUGAUAAAUUCUGGAACAAAGAGAGCCUUAACUUGGCUAUCUAGUCUGACGCCUGAAAAAAUUUCAGAAAUGGAAAGAACUGGUUUAAGAAGUCCUAUAUUAACAUCUUAUAUUGUUCCUGGUGGUAAUGUCCGUGGUUUUCAUCAAAUAUUUGAUGCAUUUGGUUUGGUAAGAAAAAUGGAAAAAGGCACUUUGAGAUGGUACUACCCGCAGAAUCUUCACAACUUGGCAUUUGACGUUGCUGCUUUGAGAAUUGCAUUGAGUGAGCCACUAGAUUUGGUCCGGUUAUAUUUAUCGAGAGCAACCCUGAUUGUCGUUCCAUCAAAUCUAGUUGAUCACUGGAAGACUCAAAUUCAAAAACAUGUCAGACCUGGUCAGUUACAGGUUUAUGUAUGGACUGAUCAUAGAAAACCUUCUGCACAUUGUCUAGCAUGGGAUUAUGAUGUUAUCAUCACCACAUUUAGUCGGUUAAGUGCAGAAUGGGGGCCACGGAAGAGAAGUAUAUUGAUGCAAGUGCAUUGGAAUAGGGUCAUUUUAGAUGAAGGGCACACCCUUGGCUCUAGUCUUAACUUGACAAACAAGUUGCAAAUGGCUGUUUCACUGGUAUCUACAAAUCGCUGGAUACUAACCGGAACUCCAACUCCUAACACUCCUAAUAGUCAGCUUUCACAUCUUCAACCAUUACUUCGGUUUCUUCAUGAAGAAGCCUAUGGUCAGAAUCAUAAGUCAUGGGAGGCUGGUAUUCUCAGACCUUUUGAAGCAGAGAUGGAGGAAGGAAGGUUACUUUUGUUGAAUUUACUUCGCAGGUGUAUGAUUAGUGCAAGAAAGACAGAUUUGUUAACAAUCCCACCUUGCAUCAAGAAAGUAAAAUACCUAAAUUUUACAGAAGAGCAUGCUCGAAGUUACAAUGAACUUGUAGUUACUGUGCGACGUAAUAUAUUAAUGGCUGACUGGAACGAUCCUUCUCAUGUUGAAAGUUUAUUGAAUCCGAAGCAAUGGAAAUUUCGAUGCGCAACAAUCAAGAACAUCAGACUAUCUUGCUGUGUGGCAGGACAUAUCAAAGUUGCAGAAGCUGGUGAAGAUAUUCAAGAAACCAUGGAUAUUCUUGUUGAUGAUGGUUUGGAUCCUAUGUCACAGGAGUACUCUUACAUAAAAUAUAAUCUCCUUUAUGGUGGGAGCUGUUCUAGGUGUGGAGAGUGGUGUCGUUUACCUGUGAUUGCACCAUGUAGGCAUCUUCUGUGCCUUGAUUGUGUUGCUCUGGACAGUGAAGGGUGCACUUUUCCUGGCUGUGGUAAAUUAUAUGUGAUGCAGACUCCUGAAACAUUAGCACGGCCAGAAAAUCCUAACCCAAAAUGGCCUGUUCCUAAAGAUCUUAUUGAGUUGCAACCAUCGUAUAAGCAAGAUAACUGGGAUCCUGAUUGGCAAUCAACAUCUAGCAGUAAAGUUGCAUAUCUCAUUCAGAGAUUAAAAGAUUUAAGUGAAAGAAAUGAUGAGGCUGCUUUGCUCCCUCCCUCUUCAUUGACUAAAUCUGGUGCACUACUACAGGAAGUUGACCACUCAAGGGCUAUCACUUCAGAUCAUGAAAUAGUCAGAGAUAAAGUUCUUAUUUUCUCUCAAUUUCUCGAGCAUAUUCAUGUCAUUGAACAACAGUUAACCAUUGCGGGCAUCAGAUUUGCUGGGAUGUAUAGUCCAAUGCAUGCUAGUAAUAAGAUGAAGUCAUUAGCCAUGUUUCAGCAUGAUGCAAGCUGCAUGGUGCUUUUGAUGGAUGGAAGUGCUGCAUUGGGUCUUGAUUUGAGCUUUGUAACUUACGUAUUCCUAAUGGAGCCAAUCUGGGACAGAAGCAUGGAGGAGCAAGUGAUUAGUCGUGCUCAUCGGAUGGGUGCUAUUCGUCCUAUUCAUGUUGAAACCUUAGUUAUGCAUGAAACUAUUGAAGAGCAAAUGAUACAGUUUCUACAGGAUACUGAUGAGUGCAAAAGGUUGAUGAAGGAAGAAUUUGGCAAGCCUGAUUAUGAAGGACCACGAGCUCAUCGAUCAUUGCACGAUUUUGCUGGAAGCAAUUAUCUUUCUCAGCUCAAGUUUGUAAGGACAAAACCUACGAUGGAAAAGGUUGCAGAGAAUAUUUAAUUGUGUAGUGCUUGACAUAUUCUAUUGCUGUUAGUGUAGACAUAAAAAGAUCGGUCUUACAACUUGAAGGGAAAUAUUGAAGCAAAUGGUGUCUUCAGUAGCUCAAAUGCCAUUCAUAUAGUCAAGAUAUAGAAGUAGCUGUAUGUUCAUUUUGUUUUCAGUUCCAAGUUAUUGCUGAAGACUGAAGAUUCAAUCAGCAUAUUGUUAUUACGUAGGUUUAGAAGAACUUGGAUCUACAAAGUGUGUAUAGUUCAGUAGAGUAGUUUCUGAUGGGAAGAAAUAUAGAGAGCUCCGGAUCUAGGCUGUAUUGAAGUAGUGCACACUCAUAAUAUAGCAAGCGAAAAGGGCAAGCUUUUUUCAUGAGAUCUAAGGAAUCAAACAAAGGUCACAACUAAACUGUGAAUAUAGUGAUUCGGAUUCCCUCGCUGACUCCGUUCCUGGACCCAGCAGCAAACGGCAGCCAGGUUCAAAUUCAAAUUAGACUUUUAUUUGUUUGCAUUGCUCCCAUGUAUGAUUUUUGAGAGGGAAAUGUAUCCCAAAUGUAAACUUGCUAUCAUUUUUUGUUCUGCUUUUAUAAGUUGGCCAAGCGAUUGAAAUGUUGAUGCAGGUUGUAAGACUGCUGGUAUAAGAAUGAAAGAUUUUCAUGUA